Molecule: messenger RNA, 4060 nt
Organism: Ziziphus jujuba (common jujube)
Lineage: Eukaryota; Viridiplantae; Streptophyta; Magnoliopsida; Rosales; Rhamnaceae
Product: kinesin-like protein KIN-12F
Exons: 16
Coding region: 142-3804 (1220 amino acids)
Biological process (GO): microtubule-based movement
Molecular function (GO): microtubule binding; microtubule motor activity; ATP binding
Source: RefSeq, a predicted model, not a curated record
AACCGCUCAUUCAAUUGCAAAUUUCGCCUCUCUCUCUCUCUCUCUUCUUCUUUCUCAACGGUCGAGAGCUUCUUUCAUUUUCGAAUUCGAAGUUCAAACUCUCUGUGUCUCUCUGUGCAUAGCAAAGCAGCUUGGAAAACCAUGAGGAAGCUCAGCAGCAGCAAAGAUAGUAGCAACAUGGAGACUCGAUUCUUGGCCUCAUCCAUUCGGAACCUCCUACCGAGAUCCAUGUCGUCUUCUUCUUCCUCUUUCUCUAAGCUCAAGACCAACUCAAACCCUAAAAACCCUAAGUCCAACAUCGAAAACACCCCUCCCAUCGAUCCAAACAUCCAGAUCGACCACGGCCAAACCAACUCGCCUCUUUUAGCCAAGCAGUUACCUUCCGAUCUGCAUAAAUCUAAGCCAGAGAUUGCCGGAUCGUACGCUGACCAACAAGAAACCGUGCCUUCUGAUGCACCGGUGAAGGUUGUGGUGAGAAUUAAGCCUGCUAAUGAUGGUGCAAGGGACGGAGAUGGAACCAUAAAAAAGGUUUCUUCAGAUUCUGUCUCGGUUGGGGACCGGAGAUUUACGUUUGAUUCGGUUUUUGAUUCGAAAGCCAAUCAGGGAGACGUUUUUCAGUUGGUGGGUGUGCCGUUGGUUAAAAAUGCUUUGGCUGGUUACAACACUUCAAUCGUUUCAUAUGGACAGAGUGGAAGCGGAAAGACAUACACUAUGUGGGGUCCUCCGAGCGCCAUGGUUGAGGAUCCCUCUCCUCAUAGUCAACAGGGCAUUGUUCCUCGCACUUUCCAAAUGCUAUUUUCAGAGAUUGAUAAAGAGCGGCAAAACUCUGAAGGGAAACAGAUUAAUUAUCAGUGCCGUUGCUCGUUUCUUGAGAUAUACAAUGAACAAAUAGGGGAUUUACUUGAUCCAACCCAAAGAAGACUUGAGAUUAAGGAUGAUCCCAAAAAUGGACUGUUUGUUGAGAAUUUGACAGAAGAAUAUGUGACUAGCUAUGAGGAUGUGAUACAGAUUCUGAUCAAGGGGCUUUCAAGUAGGAAAGUAGGUGCAACUAGUGUGAACUCCAAGAGCUCUAGAUCCCAUAUUGUUUUUACUUUUUUCAUUGAAUCUUGGUGUAAGGAGACCUCAUCAAAGUGUUUUGGUAGUUCGAAAACAAGCAGAAUCAGCCUUGUUGAUCUUGCUGGUCUAGAUAAAAAUAAAAUUGACGAUGAUGCAGGUAGACAGUGUGCCAGGGAAGGAAAAAAUGUCAAGAAGUCCUUGUUACGGCUUGGGCAAUUGGUAAAUACUCUAGCUACGAAGGGACCUGAGUCUGGAAAAUCUGAAGAUAGUCUGUACAAAGGCUCCUGUUUAACACAAUUGUUGCGGGAAUCACUUGGUGGCAAUUCAAAAUUAACAGUCAUCUGUGCCAUCUCUCCAGACAAAAACAACAAUAGUGAAAUACUAAGAACACUACGGUUUGGAGAACGUGUGAAAUCUGUUAGAAAUGAGCCAGUAGUAAAUGAAAUAACAGAGGAUGAUGUUAAUGAUCUAAGUGAUCAAAUUCGUCAAUUGAAGGAAGAGCUUAUUAGAGCAAAGUCCACUGCUUCUAAUUCAGUUGGUGGUAAAUAUGGACACUUUCAAGGAUGGAAUGUACGUGAAAGCUUGAAUCAAUUGAGAGUUAGCCUUAAUCGCUCAUUAAUAUUGCCUCGCAUUGACCAUGAUUCUGAUGAAGAGGUUAAUGUUGAUGAGGACGAUGUAAAUGAACUUCGUAAACAGCUAGAUGAGUUGCGUGAUUCUCAUGAAGAGAAUUCAGGGGACCUAUCUCUUAAUAGGCUCUCCAUCCAGGUGGGUGAAAGUUGUGAGACAGAUUUGAUGAGUCAAGAUGAUAUCAAUUAUCCAGAAGAAACAGAGUGUGAAGAAAUUAAUCUUGAGACAUCUGAAAAUGAAAUUCCUCACAAGGAAAACAUCACGCUGACAGAGAAUCUCGGAAGUUCUUCUAAAACCUUGGAGGCUAAGAAUCCAGGAUUUAGAAGCAGCAUCUCAAUCAGCUCCUGCAGGCCUUCAAUUCUCCAAGAGCCAACGUUGUCAGAGUCUCCAAAAAUUGGAAAAAACCAUAGGAAAAGUGUGACAAUCUCAUCAAGUCAUUCAGUUAGUAGGAAUAAUGUUUCUGACAGUUCAAAGAUUAAUUCAGAUGUUUUAAGACAGUCACUUAGUCAGAGUGAAAAUAUCAGGUCUUCUUUGCAGUCAAGCAAGAUAUUUCCAGGCCCCACAGAGUCAUUGGCUGCCAGCCUUCAGAGAGGCUUACAGAUAAUUGACUACCACCAGAGGAACUCUGCAUCAAAUGGAACUCCAGUUGCCUUCUCGUUUGAGCACUUGACACUGAAACCUUGUCCUGAAGUCGAUAACACCAAUGCUUCUACAACAUUGCUUUGUGCAUCUUGCCGAAAACAGAUUCAAGAAACAGAUUCCAAUGAAGUCCAGGAUAGCUUGAAGACAUGGAUUGUGGCAGUUGAUGGAGCAGGGAAGCCAAUGACUGACGAAGCAACUAAGGAUGCAAGGAAUGCAAUGGCAGAAGUUACCAAGAGAGAGGAGCUUGAAAAUCGUUGUAUGGAGCAAGCAGCGAAAAUUGAGCAAUUAAAUCAAUUGAUAGAGCAAUACAAAUGUGAGAAACAUAAUUCCAUUGUUGAAGAUGGUCAAGAAAGUAACUCUCGUUGUCUUUUGUCUUCAAAGAAUGAAAUAAUACCAUUUGAGGAGUCCAAAGAUGUGGACAUUCAUUUUCUGAAGGAUGAAACCAAGCAUUUCAGAUGCAAUUCUCUUGAUAAGCAUCCAGAGGUUAUCAAAGAGAACUAUGAAAUAAAGGAAGUUCAGAAUGAGUCGGUUCUGGGGUAUGGAAAUAAUAUAUCUUUUGAUGCGAAUGAGAAGGAAGAACUUCUUAAGGAAAUCCAACUUUUAAGGAGCAAGUUGAAGUCACAAACUGAUGCAUCUCCUAACAAGUCUACUGAGAAGCUAAGGUCCUCUCUAUUGUCGCGGUCCAUCCAACUGCGAAAAAGUGGUGCAUACCAAAAUUUCAGCCAAGAAGAACUGGAGAGAGAAAGAGAAAGAUGGACAGAAAUGGAGAGCGAUUGGAUUUCAUUAACCGAUGAGCUGAGAAUUGAUCUAGAUGCUCACCGUCGACGAGCAGAGAAGGUGGAGAUGGAAUUGAAAUUAGAGAAGCAGUGUACUGAAGAAUUAGAUGAUGCACUUCAAAGAUCUGUCCUUGGCCAUGCUAGAUUUGUUGAACAUUAUGCAGAACUGCAAGAGAAGUAUAACGACUUGGCUGGAAAGCACCGUGCAAUCAUGGAAGGGAUAGCAGAGGUGAAGAAGGCAAUGGCAAAGGCUGGUAAAAAGGGUCAUGGACCUCGUUUUGCCAAAUCUCUUGCUGCAGAGCUCUCUGCAAUGAGAGUGGAAAGAGAGAGGGAGAGAGAACUUUUGAAAAAAGAGAACAAGAGUCUCAGAAUUCAACUGAGGGAUACUGCAGAAGCUGUUCAUGCUGCUGGAGAACUUCUUGUAAGGCUCAGAGAAACUGAACAUGCAGCAUCAGUUGCAGAGGAGAACUUCACAAAUAUGCAGCAAGAAAAUGAAAAACUGAAGAAGCAAAUGGAGAAGCUUAAACGAAAGCACAAGAUGGAGUUGGUUACCAUGAAGCAGUACUUGGCAGAGAGCAAAUUGCCAGAGUCAGCAUUGCAACCACUCUAUCAUGAGGAUUCCAACAUUGCACAGAACACAAUCCCAGAUGAUGAUCAAGCAUGGAGAGCUGAAUUUGGAGCAAUAUACCAAGAUCAUUACUGACUGUGAAUGAACUUUGAGAUUAGCCAAGGAAGGAUUGCUGGAUGAUGGUAAGGUAGGUAGUGUUGUUGAUUUUCAUGACCCUACUUGGGUCCUUUAAAAACAUUCAUGUAUGAUUUGUUUGGUGUGCUUACUAAUAAUGUAAUGAAUUUUAUUCUUUAGUUGUAAAUGAGUAUUCAAUACUGGAACUAUGAUAAAAGAUGCAUCUAAGAAAAAUGAAACAUAUUACUCAAAUUACCAUAGUUGAAAAUUCCAUGUA